CUUCCAGUUUGCAUAAAUCGGAACAACUUUUUUUAUAAAGAACAAAGUUAAAAAAGUCAGAAAUUAAACAAUUUGAGUGAAACUAAAUAACAUUUAUAGUUAUUACUGAUAUAAUAAACUUAUUAUUAUUGAUCUGCAUAAAAUAAUUGAGAAAUAUAAAUAAAAAAAAAAGUUGGAAAAGAUUUAUUAUACAAAUGCUGCCAUUCCGCGUUAAUAAAUUUGCGUAGCCAGAGAAGAAGAGGAGAGUUUAUGUGCUUUUUUGACGCACAUACCUACAUGCAUAUAUUUUUAUAUAUAUAAACACAAAUACAUAUGUACAGAUAGAAAUUGUUGUAACAAAAUAAAAAAACGAGAAAAUUACUACAACACCAACAUGGGUAUAAACACCGAAAGUUCUAAUAACAGUGAUGGCAACGCGGUAAAGGAUAAUGAAAUAACAACAGCAACGAAUACACUGCUACAACAGGGACAAACCAAACAAUCCCAAAACUCUGAUCCAGUUCCAGCAACCUCACAGAGUGAGGUAAGUGAAAUGCAGUUGAGUGUCUCUACGGAAGAUACACUAGAUAUGGAAACCGCAAACUCGGAGAAAUGGCAGCAAAAAUUUCGUUGGAGAAGAGUUUUUAAUACAACUGGUCCGCAGCCCCGGCCGCGACAUGGCCAUAGAGCCAUAAAUAUAAAGGAGUUAAUGGUGGUUUUUGGCGGCGGCAAUGAAGGUAUAGUUGAUGAAUUGCAUGUUUAUAAUACCAUAACAAACCAAUGGUUUGUACCCGCCAUGAAAGGAGAUGUGCCGCCCGGUUGCGCAGCUUAUGGUUUUGUUUGCGAAGGUACGCGCAUGUUUAUAUUUGGCGGCAUGAUUGAAUAUGGAAAGUAUUCAAAUGAAUUAUACGAAUUGCAAGCUACAAAAUGGGAAUGGCGCAAAAUGCAACCGGAGGCACCUGAUAAUGAUGCCCCUCCCUGUCCACGAUUGGGUCACAGCUUCACAUUAGUGGGUGAACGUAUAUUGUUAUUUGGCGGCUUGGCCAAUGAAUCGGAUGAUCCCAAGAACAAUAUACCCAAGUAUCUUAAUGAUUUAUUUAUUUUAGAAACAAGAGGUGCCCACAGUCACAAUGGCAAGUGGAUAGUACCCAAAACAUAUGGUGAGAGUCCACCGCCUCGAGAGUCUCAUACUGGAGUAAGUUUUACUUGUAAAACAACCGGAAAAUUGUAUCUUCUAAUAUAUGGAGGUAUGAGUGGUUGUCGUUUGGGUGAUUUGUGGUUGUUGGACAUCGACACAAUGACUUGGUCGAAACCUUGUACUAGGGGAAGGGCACCACUGCCUCGUUCUUUGCACAGCGCUACCAUGGUAAACAAUAAAAUGUAUAUUUUCGGUGGCUGGGUGCCUUUGGUGGUCAACGAUUCGAAAGCUACCACGGAAAGAGAGUGGAAAUGUACCAAUACUUUAGCCGUUUUGAAUUUAGACUCCAUGACUUGGGAAAAUGUUACCAUGGAUACAGUAGAGGAGAAUGUGCCACGCUCGAGAGCCGGUCACUGUGCUAUUGGCAUUCACAGUCGUUUAUAUGUUUGGUCUGGACGUGAUGGCUAUCGAAAGGCUUGGAAUAACCAAGUGUGCUGCAAAGAUCUGUGGUAUCUGGAAGUAGAUCGACCUUUAUAUGCAGUCAAGGUGGCUUUAGUAAGAGCUUCUACACAUGCUUUGGAAAUUUGCUGGCCUGCCACUACUUUUGCUUCGGCCUACGAACUACAAAUACAAAAAAUUGAACCUCCCUCGGGUAUAGUUAAAGUAAAUCCAUCUCCAGGGUCCGUAACUCCCCUAAGUGCUAAUCCGCAAAUUAUGGCCAAUGGUAAUCAAACGGGAACAGCCUUAAAUACAGCCGUCAGUGCAGGUGCAGCUACUAAAUUUCAUCGUAUACAAACUCCCACUUCUGUACCAAUUGUUCCGGCUGCAGCAGCUGCUAGUGUUACACCUAUUACCACUACCGCACCAAUCGAACAAACGCCCGCAGCAACACAGGUGCGUGCCAGCAAUACCAACCAAACAGCGGUUGUAAAUAAAUUACAAUCGCCAGUUAUAGCACAGCAGACACUGGUCAACUCUACGGUACAACCUGUUAGUACUGGAAUUUAUAUAGCACAACCCCAACAGCAAACAAUUGUGACAGCUUCAGGAGGGCCAGCAAUCACUACUCAUGCUAUCACCUCUGUUGCUGGCGGCAACUUAAAUCAAACGCCAGCCCAAUCAACAGUUGUCAGUAGUGGAUCUAAUAUCACCACCAUAUUACAAAAAUUCCGACCAACAUCUGUGGUUUCAAGGCCAGCGACCACCAGCACGGUCAGUUCGAUGGUCUCGCCUAUAACUUCCCAACAAAUGGUUAUAACGUCAGGCACAUCGGCCACUGCGGGCGCAGGAGGUUUGCGCGUAAUUAACACAGUCUCACAGCCUACCAUGGUGGCUACUAGCUCGGCCAACAGUACUGUUCGACUUGUUUCAGCUACUGGAUCACCGGCUUUGCGUUUAAGUACAGCACCUUCGACAGGCAACACUACAACUGUAUUGAAAACUACGGCUGGAACACCUGGCCAAGUUACCACAGUCAAUCAAAUUACUGGAACUCAAACCAUACAGCAAACAACAACCACUGGGGGCACAACAUCAACUACCAUCGGAGGCAAACAAUACAUCAUACAAAAACCUUUAACACUCGGUUCCAAUGUACAAUUUCAAUUGGUUAAGACCAGCAGUGGCGGAGUGGCGGUACAAACAUUUCCUAAAAUUAAUAUAAACAUGGCUAAAGGCACCGGAGCAGGUGGUCAGGGUGUAGGUCAAGCAGGCUCUGGUGUACAAAAUAAACAAACUCAGUUUAUAGUGAGUGGCAAUGUAGGUAAUGCCACGGGUCAACAGAAACAAAUCGUCCCCGGUAACUUGGUGAAGCUAGUAUCGCCCCAUACACUUAGUGGCGGUAAGGUGAUAAUGAAGAACUCUAACAUUUUGCAAGUGGGCAAAAUGACAUCAAACGUUUCCGGAAAGCCGGCAUUUGUUAUUACCAACAAACAGGGACAACAGCUGACAAAUCAACAGAUCAUUAUAGUCACUACAGGCGCUGGUAUACGUACCAUACCAUCGGCGGGCGUUGUGACGAAUGCCUCAUCUUCCAAUAUUGUUUCGAUAGUGGGAUCUACAUCUACCACGGUCUCAAGCACCACUCGCAAUGUGGUGAACACUCAAUCUGGCAUGAAAAUGCUACGUAAUGUACCCACAAGUGCCGUAAGACCCAUAACCAUCACCUCGACUGCGGGCAACAACAAUGCAACACAACAACAGCAACUUACCACACAUCAAACUCAGCAAUUUAGUGCAGGCGGCGGGGGAAUGCAUCAGAAAACCAUAACAUUGGGUGGCAAAGCCGUAACAGUGCAAAUGUCCUCUAAUCCAACUACCAUAACAGCAGUACCGAAAACCGUAACGAUAGUCGCUUCCAAUAGUGGCCAAUCCCAAACACAAAAUCAAAUUAUCACCACUGGUGGUACGAGCGGCGGCACUACCGGUAAAUUGGUAAUGGUACCCACAAACUCGGCAUCAGCAACUGGCAAGAAGGGUUUUGUUAACAUCUUCAAUGCCAGCAAUACCCUACAACGUACUAUUACAUUGUCAUCUAAAGGUACAGUUGUGCAACACCCCGCUCAACAACAAAACAUCACAACUGCAGCUACAAUGAGCGGUGGUGGUUCCGGCGAUACCAACGACGCCAUUGCUAUUGCUCUCGGAGAUCAAUCAUGCAACGAGGGUGACACCAUGGAUGACAUCAUUGAACAGUUAGACGGAGCUGCAGAGACUACCUAUGAUGAAGGCAUCGACGAAGAUAUUGAUACAACAAUGAACCACCACAAUCAGCAAAGUGAUAACAAUGAUAGCUUGCAUCGCUUUGAUUAUCAGGAUAAUUUAGAUUUGAGAUACAAUUUAGCAGAUCACUUAAAUACUACUACUACUCAAUCAAAAACAUCUGAAUUAGAAGCAACAACAACAGCGCCAUUACCAACAACAAUAGCUAAUUACGUAUGCGGAUCAAUAUGAAGAUUUUUUCAUAAUUAUUAUUAAUAUAUUAUACAUAUUAUGUUUAUUAAGCUAGAAUACACAUUAUAACAAUAAGUUCAUCGGAUGAAAUUGUUGGUUAAAUGAAUUCGGAUCAUUUUCUCCCUCUCUCUCCCGAUUAAUGCAAACAAACCAGUUUAAGUUUUUUUUUUAAUUCAAUAGAUUCACACUCAAACAGAAACACAUACACAUACUGUAUGAAAUCACUAAUACAUAUACUUAUGUAUUUCUUAAUCAUUCAUUCAUUUAUUUUACUUUCUGUAUGCUUUAUUCCUUUUCGUAUUUAAUGUUUCUGUAACAUUUUAUGAAUUAGAUGUAAUCAAAAUAAUUUUUGACUUUGAAAAUAAUAAAGGAAUAAAAAUAACAAAAAAAA
Molecule: messenger RNA, 4460 nt
Organism: Calliphora vicina (urban bluebottle blowfly)
Lineage: Eukaryota; Metazoa; Arthropoda; Insecta; Diptera; Calliphoridae
Product: host cell factor-like
Exons: 1
Coding region: 374-4069 (1231 amino acids)
Biological process (GO): chromatin remodeling; regulation of DNA-templated transcription
Cellular component (GO): histone methyltransferase complex
Molecular function (GO): transcription coactivator activity; protein binding
Source: RefSeq, a predicted model, not a curated record